AUGUCCGAACAACUUAGCCAGGUCACCGACACAAAUAUCACCAGCGAAGCCCGGAAAAUUGAUGACUAUAGCGAAUACAGCUGGAGCAUCAUAUCCGAAGUCACAGCACGACUACAAGGCACACUCUAUGCCAAACUAUGGCGGACUAGCAUGGAGAAAUUCUCAGUCACUCGCUCGAUCUCCGAUACACAAAAGGAACUUGGAGAAUUAGUUGCCAAUGCACCACUUCCACCGGAUUUGCUCAAGUCUAGGAUUGAACCUUUUCUCAGUAUGCCUACCAGUACGCAAGAUGAAUGCGAUGCUGCUCGGCUUAGGCUUCAUGCUAUUCUUGACACGCCUUGUUAUAAGUUUCCUCCCGACUACCCAACGACUUGUGAAAUGGAGGUUUUUAGAGAGAAUCUAAAGAAGCUCUUGGGACCAGAAAAAGAAAAUCAGUUCUGGAAAAUCUACAAUGGAUUUCCAGGAAAUAAAGGAGCUAAUACAAAGGAGAGUAAUGUAGCAAGACAAGAAUUGCUAGAGUUGUUAGGAGAGAACGAUGAACUUCUUGAAGUAUUCAAGAGAAAUUGGCCAGCUGGGAACUGGGAGAUUCGCUUUAUACCGAGUGGAAGUUAUGGUGAUGGGUUGUAG
Botrytis deweyae is the source of this 627-nucleotide messenger RNA. RefSeq lists its product as uncharacterized. Bases 1 to 627 code for a protein of 208 amino acids. The record is from RefSeq and is a predicted model, not a curated record. The transcript has 3 exons. Lineage: Eukaryota; Fungi; Ascomycota; Leotiomycetes; Helotiales; Sclerotiniaceae.